AUCUGGACGAUGAACGGGUUUUUUGUCUGCCUAGUAUUGCUGUAGAUAAGGCUUUUUCUAGUGUGUAUCUGCAAUAAUGACAUGACGAGUGCCAGGCUCAAGCCGGAGUGGCUCCCAGGGGAUGAGCGAUGUCGCCGCGCGUCACUUGGAGCCAGGCACGGGCUCAUCAGUUCAUCAGUUCAGCAUCCGGACCUCAAGCCUUUCACAGCAUUCAACAUUCUGGCCUCCAUUCGAUCUCUAAUUCUGCAACACUGGUAGACCUGCUCUUCAAAAUGAUUACGGAAGGGGAACUCAAUGACUUAUUAAGUGCUGAUUGGGUUUCAAUCACAAACGAAUCUAAAAGUGAUCGAAUUGAUCCUGAAUUGGACUAUUUACUUUCGCAGUCAGUUGAGAUUCUGUACGAGAACACCAGUGAUACCUCAUACGGAUCGGGCUACUGGUGGCCUUCACCCGAACACAACUCCCUGGAUCCGCUGACCCUCUACUUGGACGUGGAGCCAGCACCUCAGCAACCUCCCUCACCAAUCCUCACAGAAGACAGCAUGAGCGCACAGUCAUCAUCAGCGGCGGACAACAGCAGCAACACCCAGCAGGUGUACUUUGCACAGUACGGCAACAUCGCCACAGACGACAACAUCGGCACACAGUCACUAGCGCUCCUAGCGGCGGACGGCAAAAGCCAGCAGAAGCAGCAGCCGAUGUGUGAUGCGGCGACCAAAGUGUUCGUAUGCGGAUUUGCUCAGUGCGGCAAGGUUUACGCCAAGAACUCGCACCUGAAGGCGCAUGUCAGGAGGCAUACUGGCGAGAAGCCCUUCGUGUGCACGUGGCCUCAGUGUGCGUGGAGAUUCUCCAGGUCAGAUGAGCUAGCCCGCCACCGUCGCUCUCACUCUGGUCACAAGCCCUACGGCUGCCCGCUCUGUCCGAAGGCAUUCGCCCGUUCUGAUCACCUCGCCAAGCACACGCGCGUGCACCGUCCCGGCGCUCCCCGCCAGUCACGACCUCGCACCGUUUUUGCCGUUGUAUGACCACGUUACGUCUCCACACUUGCUCCGAAACCUGGACUAAUACAUACCUCUAAGGGUCGCUUUCUCCAAAAAAGUUGAACUAAAAUUCUGGUUUAAACCAUCAGCUGACUCAAUUGAAAAACAUUGUAAUAGAAUUUAUCAUGCAUUUAAUGUAACCAUUGAUUAAACGGGUUUCAACUUUAGAGGAAGCGGCCCUAGGAAACAAGGAGGAGAAUUGAAAUUGAAGACGA
Molecule: messenger RNA, 1255 nt
Organism: Nilaparvata lugens (brown planthopper)
Lineage: Eukaryota; Metazoa; Arthropoda; Insecta; Hemiptera; Delphacidae
Product: Krueppel-like factor 10
Exons: 4
Coding region: 129-1025 (298 amino acids)
Biological process (GO): regulation of transcription by RNA polymerase II
Molecular function (GO): RNA polymerase II cis-regulatory region sequence-specific DNA binding; DNA-binding transcription factor activity, RNA polymerase II-specific
Source: RefSeq, a predicted model, not a curated record